AUGGUCAAACUUGAACGUACAUCAGGUAUUCUUGUUCAUAUUUCCAGUCUGCCCGGUCCCAAUGGUAUAGGUGAUAUUGGAGAAGAAGCCUAUAAGUUCGUUGAUUUUCUCCAUGAAUGUAAUCAGCAAACUUGGCAAAUUCUUCCGUUGACAGCAAGUGAAAAGCCAUCACCCUAUUCGGGUACAUCAGCAUUUGCCGGAAAUCCGCUGCUGAUUAGUUUAGAGAAAUUGGUUGAUGAUGGUUUACUUAUUCAGUCAGAUAUCGAAUCUAGCCGACCAAAGUUUGGCGAAUAUAUUGAAUUUCGGAAAGUUUUCCAAUGGAAGUACACUGUUUUGGAUCAUGCUUAUCAUAAUUACAAAAACUCUUCAAAUCAAACGUUUCAAACUGAACUGGAAACGUUUGUAAAGAAAGAAGAUUAUUGGCUUGAUGAUUAUACAUUAUACAUGGCGAUUAAAGCCGAGCAGAAUAAUAAAUCGUGGUCAAAAUGGCCGAAAGAAUUAAAGUAUCGCGAAAAACAAGUUCUCGAAAACAAACGUCAAGAACAUGCCGAUGUUAUUCGUAAACACACAUUUCUUCAAUAUAUCUUCUUCCGACAAUGGAAUCAACUGAAACAAUAUGCCAAUGAGAAUGGGGUUACUAUUCUUGGUGAUAUGCCAGUUUAUGUUGAUUAUGAUAGUGCUGAUGUUUGGGCUAAUCAAUCGUUAUUUCAAUUGGAUGAAAAGACAUCUUUACCAAAAGCAGUCUCAGAUUCGUUCAGUGAGACAGGACAACUGUGGAAUAAUCCAUUGUAUGAUUGGACAGGUAAUUUGCGAAAGACAAAUUUUGACUGGUGGAUCAAACGUUUGAAGAAAUGCUUGGAAACAGUUGAUGUCGUUCGGAUUGACCAUUUUCGUGGUUUAGAAGCAUAUUGGGCGAUUCCUAUCGGUGCUGACGGAAAACCUCUUCCACCAACGAAAGGCGAAUGGGUCAAAGCUUGUGGCGAUGAAUUUCUUACUGCAGCAACUAAAGCGCUGGGAGAAAAUUUACCAAUUAUUGCUGAAGAUUUAGGCCAUUUAACUCAGGAAGUAUUUGAUCUUCGCGAUAAAUUUGGACUUGUUGGAAUGCGUGUACUUCAUUUCGCCUUCACACAUUGGCCAGAUAAUAUGUAUUUACCACAUAACUAUAUUCCAAAUUGUAUCGCCUAUACGGGAACUCACGAUAACAACACAACAAUUGCCUGGUUUCGUCAUAAUGCAUCAGCUAAAGAGAAGAAGACGCUGAUAGAUUAUCUACAAAAAGAAGGUGAUCUCGAACGGCAGAUUAAUUGGGAUUUAAUACGAUUGGUACUUGCUAGCGUAGCAAAUACUGCUGUUUUGCUAUUUCAAGAUGUUCUCGACCUCGAAGAAGGUUGUCAAAUGAAUGAUCCAGCGUUUACACCAGAUUACGAAGACAAUUGGCGUUGGCGAUUUCACUGGAAGCAAAUCAAACAAGAAACAAAAUAUAAACUGAAAUCGCUCACAUAUAUCUAUGGAAGAUAUUUGCCAAAAGAAGCUUUAGAUCGUCCUGAUACCGAAGCUGGUGUCGAUGAAAAAACAAAUAGUGUCCAACAACCAAAAUCUUAUUAA
Messenger RNA from Adineta ricciae, 1605 nucleotides. The record is from the annotation of a GenBank genome assembly. Lineage: Eukaryota; Metazoa; Rotifera; Eurotatoria; Adinetida; Adinetidae.